CUGAUCCUGGAUCAGUUAAUUCAGCCAGUCUCUACCCCGAGCUGUCUCACGGAAUCACCCAUGCAUGCCUCUCCGCGCAUUUUAGAGAAAGUCCCCUUCCUUAGCAGUAAUCAAAGGGGAAGUGAGUAAACGCAAUAACUGUUAAUAAAACAAAGUUUUCCACAGAUGGCGUUAUCAGCUCGUCCGAGGCGAUGGUUCUUCACAGACAUGUCACCAUAAUUCCUUGGAGUAUUCAGCGCACUUCGGCCAAAAACUGGAUCAAAAAACACGAAUUUUUGGAUUGAAAAUGUCGGAUUGGAAUAUAAGAAAUGAAUACGUGUACAGCUUACCUCCAGCGAUUUUACAUGAAUUUAACAGAGUUAUGGACACCUUAUCCAGCACUGAGUGGGAGAGAUUCGCCUCCCGCGUGGUGAGGGACCAGAGUGAGCUGCGGCUGGCGGAGAGGAAGGAGAGGCGCACGGACUGGGUGAUGAACCUGUGGGGGAAUCGGAACGGGACCGUCGGGCAGCUGCUGAGCGUCCUGGAGGAGCUGCAGCUGUACAGGCCGAGAGACAUCAUCCUUAGCUGGGAGAGUGUUCACCGAUUGCGAGAGGCGCCUCGGCAGUGUCCCCCUGUCCAACCUCCUCAGUCUUUGUUUACCCCUCCCACUAAGCCAAGCUUGGACUGGAAUCAGGACACCACGCCCCUCCAAGCCAGAGUACCCAGGCCUCUGCCAAAACCCAGUCCUCCACCACAAGGUCUGAGGACAGAGGAGAGGGCAGAAGCCCCCACACUUCCACAGUCAGCAUGCCCGGCCUCUGGGAUGAGUGUCCACCAGCAAUCCUACGAUGCCAUGUGCUGGUCAUUCGAGGAGGUGCAGCGCGGGACGGACAAUUUCUCAGAGGCGCGGCAGAUUGGGGAGGGAGGGUUUGGACAGGUGUACCGCGCCACCAUGAGGAACACUGAAUACGCUGUCAAGAGGCUGAAACAGGACUCUCGGUUGAACUGGGCGCUGGUGAAGCAGAGCUUCAGGACGGAGGUGGAGAAGCUGUCAAAGUACCGACACCCGAACAUUGUGGACUUUGCUGGGUAUUGCGUCGGGGGCGGGGAGCACUGUCUGCUCUACGUCUUCAUGCCCAACGGGUCCCUGGAGGACCGGCUUCACUGCCAGAGCAGUGCUGCCCUCUCUUGGCCGCAGCGUGUAAGUGUUCUGCUGGGGUCAGCCAGGGCCAUCCAGUUCCUGCACUCCUGCUCUCCACAGCUCAUCCACGGAGAUGUGAAGAGCUCCAACAUCCUCCUAGGGGAGUAUCUGGAGCCCAAGCUGGGGGACUUUGGGCUGGCUCGCCUCUGCAACAGCACCAGCAGCAGAUCGCUGGGCAAGACCUCCACCAUGGCGCACACCAAGACACUACGAGGGACGCUGGCGUACCUGCCUGACGAGUACGUCCAGAAGGGAGAGCUGGGAGUGGGCAUUGAUACCUAUAGCUUUGGAGUGGUUUUGCUGGAAAUGCUGACUGGCAGGAGGGCCCUGGAAGUGGACAGUCAAUCCAGAGCUGUUUACCUGAAAGAUUUGGUGAAGGAAGCGGAGGAGGAGGAGGAGGGAAGAGGGCUGGACAGCGCAGUGUGUUCCCAGCACUCCCCAGCAGCUAUAUGCAUCUGGAAGAAUCACUUGGACCCGCGCGUCGUUCCGGCCGCCACACCUGCACCCCAGGGGUCCCUUGGGCUGUCCGCCCUGGCCUGCCGUUGUCUGGAUCGCAGGAAAAAGAAGAGGCCGCCUAUGACGGAGGUGUUUGAAAUCUUAGAGGACCUCCACUCGCGUCUCAAAGCCUCCAGCCUGGCCUCUCCCAGGACCGAGGAGCCCUCCAUCUCCCUCAGCCAGUCGCUCCCCUCCGCCACUCCCUCUCUCCCCCUCCACUACCUGGACUCCAUCACCCACGGCAUGUCAAAGCUGGGACCUCAGGAGGACACGUACUGCCCUCCGAACCCUGAUGACUCCCUGUCCCCCUCGGACACUCUGAGCUCGCAGGCACAGCCGUCCGGGAGCAGUUCCGGACCGUGGGGUCAGCGGUCCCCCUCCUCCCAGGUGCCCUGCGAAUCGGACGACAGCCGGGGGUACUCGCAGUACCUGUCCUCCCCGCAGUCUUCCUUCAGCCACCCCAGCGAGCUCCGGUCCUCGUCUCCGUCUCUGGACAGCCUGGCCAGGGGUGGCCGGUCACCCAGUGAGCCGAUGUCUGCGCCAGGUCAGGCCAGCGCUCACUCAGACAUGGGCGGUGAGAGGAUAGUUGUGAAUGCAGUCAAACAGCGUUUAGUCCAGAAGAUGGCGCUGUACAAAGAGGGCAGGAUCCCUAUCUCAGUUCUCCUCUCCUCUGACGGUGGUGAUGCGUACAGUCAAAGUCGCGAACCAGAGGAGAGCGAGUUUGAGGAUACUUCUGCAGAGACCAAUGGGGCCAGCCAGUACAAAUCCAAUUAAACACACAAACACAUGAAACACAAAUCACAGUGUACAUCUACAAGCAUUCCUAAAUAUAGAGGCAUAGAUGCUCUUUGAUAUAAAAUUACAUCCUAAUGACAUUUUCAAAGAUAAAAUUAUUAGGUUAAAUGUUAUGUAGGUAUCAUAGGAGAGAUAAGAGAGACACACUUGCCAAGUAAAAAAGGCAUUAAGUACAACAAGACUGGUGGAAAAAUCUUUUCUGAGUUGCUGAAACGGUUCACAAACACAACAUGAAAUCAAAGUUCUCAAAACCAGAUUAAUGUUUACAGAUAGUUGUUUUUUUUUCAAGCCUUAUCAAAUGAGUGGAAGUUAUAUUUCACGUCAUGGUGUUAUUUUGCAUAAUGUGUUGCAUUGGCAAACAAAUGGGGUACUUCUACACUGAAACUACUUUGACAUGUCCCACACUGCAUCUCUUUGUGUCAUUUCAUACCCACAUCAAUACAGAUCCACACUUCUGACAGACUAACCAUUAGUGUGGAGCAGCCGUUAAGAGUCUCUGCAUUCCAACAUGCGAGAGACUAUGCAGCUAUUCACUUUUUGUAUAAAUAUUACACAGGUUGAAAUUAAAUUGCAUUAUUUAUUUUACUUUGUAUGUUUCUAGGGUGACUUUCAUUCAUUGCAUUUUGUAGACAGUAUUUCUGGGCUUGGGCGUAUUUGGAUAUUUAUUUCUAAAGUACACCUUUCCCUUAAACAAGCCUACCAAAGAUAAAUGUAUCUGUUUAGCUGAUUACAGUGAGGUCUACCAUAAUGAAUAAUGAUUUCCUCUCACUUCAGCAAUUUAGUUAUGGGUGUUAUGAAAGGUUACGCAAUUGCUCGUUCAUGGAAAUCAAAUGAAAACCCAGUUAAAUGUUUAUGCUGCCGGUCCUUUAAAGGACAUUGACAUGUAAUUUUUCACUCCUUUUUCCAAAAACAGAGACACUGUUCAUAAUCAAAUUUCAGCAGUCUUAUUUUAGGAAACAUCAAUAAGAAUAAAAUACACAGAAAGCUGGAAGAGAAAUGUCCAUCAAAAUCCUCCUGACCAGAGUGUCCAUUCAUGUUGCUGAAGCAGUUCAAGGUAAAUGCUUUGCUCAAGUGCACGACAGCAGGGCCACACCUAGAGUGGAAAUCUGUAACCCCCUUCUCUUACGUCCAACUCCCUGACCACAACAUUCCUCUGUCUCCCUAACAGAUAUCAGCAAUACCUUUGAGGCUGCUUAGCAGAGUGUCAGAUUACAUUUUAGUUGUGUGUGCAUGUAAUCAUUUUCAAAAAAAAAAAAAAACUUUGAUAAUGUGGUCCUUUCUAUUUUGGAGGGGGGGGGGCAGCUCUGAGGACUUAUUACCGGGCUAUGUGAAGGAGGAAACCUUCAUAGCAUGUGAACAGACUGCAACAUGGAAAAUCUAAAAACUGAUUUGUUGGCCAUUUUGAAGAAGAAAAAAAAAUAACAACUGUCAGGACUAACAUUUCUGAAUGAACCCACAUCUGUAUAUACCAUUUACAAUGUAACCAAGAAGCAAUGUUUUUUCUUUUCUUUUUUUUUACUUCAGCAUCUUUUAAUUUAUUGGAAAAUGUAAGUCUGAUAGCUUUACGGUUUUACAAAUCAACGUAUAUCAUCAGUUUGUAAAAUACUUUUAUUCGCACAUGUCUGUGUCACUUUUGUAAUUUGAGGCACAUUAGGGUUCAUUUCACAGUUAGUAAUGAUUGUGUUGGCACUGGUUAGCUCUGUCGUUUUCUCUUUCCUGUAAAGAGAAGGGGUGAUCAAACUGAAUACAAAGUAGGUACUGAGCUGUCUGGAAAUCCCCAUAUUUUGCAAAAAAAAAAAAAAAAAGGUUACUGCCACCAGUGCACUUCAACUGAGAGACCUGCGACAAAUCUCAAAGAAAAGUCAAGGUCACCAAAGCUCAGCUUUCCAUUGUAAUCAACAGUUUACUGUCAAAACUACAUUGGCUGUAUAGCUGUAUCAGGGCAUAUUUAUAUUUUAUUGAAUUUUGUGUUUUUAUGCAUUUGUAAUGACUGGAAAUGGUCAAAAUGGAAAUUGGAAAUGAUUGGAAAAUUGGAAAUUCUGUCCAUAAAUUAUUUUUGCAGGGUACUGUGUGUUGACCAUAGUGAUCAAUGUUGAAAAAUGGUUAAUGUGAGUAUGACCAGAAUGCCAGAAUAAAUUUCCUGUGAUUGGUACACAAGAG
This is a messenger RNA of Megalops cyprinoides (Indo-Pacific tarpon), 4630 nucleotides long. RefSeq names its product interleukin-1 receptor-associated kinase 1 (gene irak1). Bases 287 to 2449 code for a protein of 720 amino acids. NCBI's taxonomy places the organism in Eukaryota, Metazoa, Chordata, Actinopteri, Elopiformes, Megalopidae. Gene Ontology annotation, cellular component: plasma membrane. Gene Ontology annotation, biological process: protein phosphorylation; signal transduction. Gene Ontology annotation, molecular function: protein kinase activity; ATP binding; protein binding. The record is from RefSeq and is a predicted model, not a curated record. The transcript has 15 exons.